Lachancea thermotolerans CBS 6340 is the source of this 1548-nucleotide messenger RNA. RefSeq names its product putative chitinase (gene CTS2). The record is from RefSeq and is a predicted model, not a curated record. Gene Ontology annotation, cellular component: extracellular region. The transcript has a single exon. Gene Ontology annotation, biological process: chitin catabolic process; carbohydrate metabolic process. Bases 1 to 1548 code for a protein of 515 amino acids. Gene Ontology annotation, molecular function: chitin binding; chitinase activity. NCBI's taxonomy places the organism in Eukaryota, Fungi, Ascomycota, Saccharomycetes, Saccharomycetales, Saccharomycetaceae.
AUGGCUCCAAUUUUGUGCUUUGCAAGAAAGUUUUUGGUGGCCAUUUGUGUGACUGGCAUAAUCCUGGAAGCCAUCUACACGGGAAGGAUACAGACAAGCACAAAAAUGAGAGCCUUCCAAGAACACUUCAACAACUUAGGUAGGAGUGGCGCUAUGUUGAGCACCAGUAAUGAUGCGGGAACCGGACUGAGCGCGGACAAUGAAAGCGGUUUUGUGACAGGAAUGUACUACUCGAACUGGUCCCCUUAUGCGGCUAGGAAGCACUUUCCGCACGAUAUAGACUUUCGAAAACUAACGCAUGUAUAUUACGCGUUUCUAGUGGUAAACAGCGAGACGGGGGAGUGCCAGCUGAGCGAUGAGUGGUCCGAUGUCCAGAUGGAUCUGUACAAGCAAAUGAUCUCGAGUUUUAAGAAGCUCGACCUUCGCGCACAGUUUCCAACAGGGUCCAAAGACAAGCUACCGCUUGGUUGCAUCGGGGAGCUGUUUUUUUUGAAGUACAGCAAUUUUUUGACUCGCAAUGGUGGCUCUGCCGGGGUCAACAAUUUCAAGACAAUAAUGUCUGUGGGCGGAUGGUCUAACCGCGAGGCCUUUACAAGCCUAGUGGAGAGCCCCGCUAAACUGGAGGUCUUUCUUGACUCCUGUGUUAGCAAAAUGUUUGAGUACGGCUUCGACGGUAUCGAUAUUGACUGGGAGUUCCCAAAAAACGAUGCCAAGGAACCUAAGGUUUACCUCCAAAUGCUUAAAGCUUUGCGCGAGCGUCUUGACACUCUUGAAAGUCAAAUAUUUGGCUCAAAAGAUCACAAACAUCAUUUCGCCCUAACAUCUGCGAUUUCUGCCGACGAGGAAUGUCUCAAAUACUUGCCGUUACAAGAAGCCGAUCGUUAUGUUGACUACUGGAAUUUGAUGGCAUAUGAUUUUAGUGGCGCAUGGUCCGCACAAACUGCCUAUCAGAGCAACCUUUAUACACCAGCUAAAACAAACAAGAGAAGCACCAAUGGGAGGGGCAGCGCAGACAAGGCAGUGCGCUUUUUGACUGACAAGUCUAAACUGGCCUCCAAGAAAAUAGUCCUUGGCAUGCCCGCCUACGGCCGUGGUUUCAAAGGUGUUGAAGUCUCGCACAAGAGUAUUGAAAACGUAAUCGGAAAGCCUUUUCAAGACGUCAGCGGCUCAUCCGAAGGAGAAGAAGGAAUUUCAUUAUACAAACAGCUUCCUUUGAAAGGGGGCAUGGAGUUCUUUGAUCAUAAUGCAGUUUCUGCUUAUUGUGUCAAGCUAUCUCACAACAAAAAGCAAGCUGAAUUGAUAGUGUACGACAAUGUGGACUCAAUGAUUCAGAAAGCUCACUAUGUUGAGAAGAACCAUUUGGGCGGCGGUUUCUGGUGGGAAUCGUGCGGGGAAGAUUACAAGGGCAAGUCUCUCGUCGGAGCUUUCACAAAGGAAAUCAAGUGUUUGAACAAAACUGAGCCCACUAUAUACUCACUCCCUGAAGUGGUGCAGCAUUACUUGAAACUGCACCCGGGAGGCUUUUUAGCUUCUACCUUUCAGAAUUAA